Messenger RNA from Geosmithia morbida, 501 nucleotides. RefSeq names its product translation initiation factor 5A. The record is from RefSeq and is a predicted model, not a curated record. Lineage: Eukaryota; Fungi; Ascomycota; Sordariomycetes; Hypocreales; Bionectriaceae. Gene Ontology annotation, molecular function: RNA binding; translation elongation factor activity; ribosome binding. The transcript is spliced from 4 exons. The coding region runs from base 1 to 501 and encodes 166 amino acids. Gene Ontology annotation, biological process: positive regulation of translational elongation; positive regulation of translational termination.
AUGAUAGAGUACAGUAAUUUAGAACUGUCGGUACAUGAUGUGACCUUCGAGUCCGCCGACGCCGGCGCCUCGCUCACCUUUCCCAUGCAGUGCUCUGCUCUGCGCAAGAACGGCCACGUUGUCAUCAAGAACCGCCCUUGCAAGAUUGUCGACAUGUCUACCUCCAAGACUGGCAAGCACGGUCACGCCAAGGUUCACCUGGUCGCCAUCGAUAUCUUCACCGGCAAGAAGCUCGAGGAUCUCUCUCCCUCGACUCACAACAUGGACGUCCCCAACGUCUCCCGCCGCGAGUACCAGCUUCUCGACAUCGACGACGGCUUUCUCAGCCUCAUGAAUGAUGACGGUGACACCAAAGACGAUGUCAAGCUCCCCGACAACGAGGUCGGUGCCAGGAUCCAGCAGAUGUUCAGUGACGGCAAGGACGUUAACGUCAUCAUCCUUACCGCCAUGGGCGAGCAGGUCGCCGUGGACUGCAAGGAGGCCCCCCGUGGUGGCGACUAA